AUUUGUGUACCCCAGGAUUUCUGUAAUUUUAAUUCGGGAUUCUUUACAACCAUUUAUGAACCAUUGAACCAGUUCAGUUCACCCUGCCUCCAACCGAAGGGGCGCCAUUAGCCACCCUAAAUUAGCAUAGACAUUGCCAGGGCCUAGGGAACUCCAAGUACUACACAGCAAUCGAUGGCCGAAGUAAUGGAUGCGCCUGUCGAAGGCGUGGAUCGCCGUCGUGAACGGAGUAAGGACAAGUCCGCCGACGAGCUCGAGCCUCCUCCUCCACCUCCUCCGCUACGGCGAGGCCGUGACCGGGACUCUCGGGAACGGAGGGACGACAGGGACUCUGACAGAAGAGGUAGCCGAGGGGACUACUCCGACCGUAAACGGUCCCCUCCGCCCCCGCCGCUUCGGGAGCGUGACUACAAGCGGAGUCGCCCUAGCUCCAGCCCUCCCCCACCCUACCGUGAUCGGCGAGGCGGCCGCUCUCCCCCCUCACGACGCUCGCCACAUUAUUCUUCCAAGCGCUCUAGGAGAGAUGAGUAUGAUGGCCGACGUGGAAGCCCUAGAGGAGGAUACGGACCUGGUGAACAGAGAUUUAGUGGUGAGCAUGACGAUCCAAUAGGCCAUGAGCGUGAAAUGGGGGGAAGGCAUAGACAUCCAGAUGAGAGGUCGCAUGGUCGAUAUGUUGGGCGUUCUUCUGACUCGGGUUCUGGUCGGAGUGGAUAUGGUGAUGCUGUUGUAUCACGAGGUGCCCAAAGAGAAGGAUUGAAGUCAUAUAAACAGUUCAUUCAGGAACUUGAAGAUGAUAUCUUGCCAGCUGAAGCUGAGCGCAGGUAUCAAGAAUAUAAGUCUGGAUAUAUAGAAGCCCAGAAAAGAGCAUAUUUUGAUACACAUAAAGCUGAAGAAUGGUUAAAAGACAAGUACCACCCAACAAAUUUGGUCACUGUAAUAGAAAGGAGAAAGGACCAUGCACAGAAACUAGCAAAAGAUUUCCUUCUUGAUUUGCAAAGUGGAGCGUUAGACUUAGGCCCUGGUGUUACCCCUACACCCUCAAACAGGACAGAACAGCCCAGUAACCCCAAUACAGAUGAUGAAGCAGAGGGUGCUGACAAAAGAAGACGGAAAGGAAGGGGAUCAUCUAAAGAUGCAAUGUUAUUUUCAGAUGCUCCAAAGGCUCACCCAGUCAGUUCUGAGCCCAGAAGAAUUCAUAUUGACAUUGAACAAGCACAAGCACUUGUGUCAAAGCUUGAUUUGGAAAAGGGAAUUGAAGAAAACAUAUUAUCCCGGUCUGAUAAUGAUGUAGCUGGCAGGGACAAGAGCCAUGGCAGUUCCUCUGGCACAGUUGUUAUAGUGAGGGGGUUAACUUCAGUUAAAGGUCUUGAGGGACCUGAGCUUCUAGAAACUCUUCUAACCUAUCUCUGGCGCGUUCAUGGAGUGGAUUAUUAUGGUAUGACUGAAGCAAAUGAAGCUAAGGGCCUCAGACACGUCAAAUUUGAUGGCAAGAUUUCUGACACAAAUAGUAAUGGGGCAGAUUGGGAAACAAAACUAGAUUCGUAUUGGCAAGAGAGGCUGAACGGACAAGAUCCCUUGGAGGUCAGAACAGCCAAGGACAAGAUUGAUACAGCUGCAGUAGAAGCUUUAGAUCCAUAUGUGCGCAAAAUUAGGGAUGAAAAGUAUGGGUGGAAGUAUGGUUGUGGAGCGAAGGGUUGUACAAAGCUCUUUCAUGCUGCUGAGUUUGUUCAUAAACACUUAAAGUUGAAGCACACAGACUUGGUGUUGGAGUUAACCUCUAAAGUGCGUGAGGAUUUAUACUUCCAGAAUUACAUGAGCGAUGAGAAUGCACCUGGUGGGACGCCUAUUAUGAUGCCCUCUCUGUCGAAAGAAAAAUUGCAGAGGCAAAGGCCUAGUAUAGAAAGCCGACUUAAAGAUGAUAGAGGUGACCAACGAGAACGUAAUGGCCGCCGUCUAAAUGGCAGUGAAAGAUUUGACAGGUCUGAGAAUCCACUCUCAGAAAACCAGUCCAAAGAUGAUGAUGGAGGCCAUCCAGAUGAUCAAAUGUUUGAUUCAUUUGCUGGACAUGGGAUUCCUGUUGCUGCUUUUCAUUCAGAUAUAGCCCCUCCCCCUGUGCUGAUGCCUGUACCCGGAGCUGGUCCCCUUGGGCCAUUUGUUCCUGCACCUCCUGAAAUUGCGAUGCAAAUGUUUCGAGAACAAGGCGGUCCCGCUCAAUUUGAAGGAGGUAGAAAUGGUAGGCAAGGGCAUCGUAUGGGUGGACCAUCCCCUAUCAUUGCUUUACCACCAACUCUUCGACAGGAUCCUAGGCGCUUGCGAAGCUAUCAAGAUCUUGACGCACCUGAAGAUGAAGUCACUGUGAUAGAUUAUCGGAGUUUGUAGAUUAUUGAGGUUACUGUAGAUCUUGACUCACCGUCCUGUUAUGUUUCACUAAUCCAGUAGGGCUGAUUUAAGGGUUUGUCCCAUUAGUAACAAUUUUUCCUCGCUUGUUAUGGAUUAUAUUCUUGCUUGUAAUAACAUUAUCCUCUAUAAGGCAGUUAUUCAAUAUUGAGGGGCAUUUUGUUUGGGUCAAAUAAGAUUUUUGAGGCAAUAUUACCAUUUAAUUUAUUUUGG
Molecule: messenger RNA, 2610 nt
Organism: Cuscuta epithymum
Lineage: Eukaryota; Viridiplantae; Streptophyta; Magnoliopsida; Solanales; Convolvulaceae
Source: the annotation of a GenBank genome assembly